ACUGCAAACUUAUGCAAACCAAUCAGUACAUUAGUAGUAGUACAGCCAUAAUUCCAAUCUAAGCUGCUGAAAUCUAACGGUCAAAUCUAAUAACAAAUUCCCACGUGGCAAAAUCAACGGUGUACAGUCAUUCUUCUCCAAUAUUCAUGUCAAAAUAAAACAAACCAGUUCUGUCAACUUUUUUUUGUCAUCUGCAGAAAAAAAUGGUUGCAGCAGCAGCAGCUACUGUCUCCUCUUCACUAACUUGCGGAUUAUUUCCAAGUCAUGGUGAAUUACGUUGUACAAGGAAGAGGCAGUGGGUAAAGAAGGCUGCCGGGUCUUGUGUAAUUACAGCAAAAUUUGAGCUUAAACCUCCUCCAUAUCCUCUGGAUGCUUUGGAGCCACUAAUGAGCAAGGAUACAUUUGAGUAUCAUUGGGGAAAACAUCACAGAGCUUAUGUGGAUAACUUGAACAAACAAAUUGCGGGAACAGAACUCGAUGGGCUGUCACUAGAAGAUGUUAUACUUGCUACUUACAACAAGGGCGAUACGCUUCCGGCUUUUAAUAAUGCUGCACAGGCCUGGAAUCAUGAGUUCUUCUGGGGAAGCAUGAAACCUGGCGGUGGUGGAAAGCCUUCAGGAGAGCUCUUGCAGUUGAUUGAACGAGACUUCGGUUCCUUUGAGAAAUUGGUGGAAGAGUUUAAGGCAGCUGCAGCUACACAGUUUGGUUCUGGAUGGGCUUGGCUUGCUUACAAAGCAAAUAGGCUUGAUGUGGAGAAUGCAGUAAAUCCACGUCCCUCGGAGGAAGAUAAAAAGCUUGUUGUGGUGAAAAGUCCAAAUGCUGUAAAUCCCCUUGUUUGGGAUUACCAUCCACUCCUCACUGUUGAUGUUUGGGAGCAUGCCUACUACCUCGACUUUCAGAACCGGAGGCCUGAUUACAUAUCAACUUUUAUGGAGAAGCUUGUAUCAUGGGAUGCAGUCAGUGAAAGACUUGAAGCUGCUAAAAAGAAAGUUGCAGAGAGAGAGGAAGAAGAUAGGAGGAAAAAAGAAGAAGAUGAGGACGACAUGCCAAGUAGUGAUGAUGUAGAGAUGAUCGUGGACAGUGAAAAUGAUGAAUCCGAGGCUGACUAAUCAGUACCAUUGUAGAUUACAAUAAUUCGGAAAACGUUGUGAGUUUUUUUUCUCUCAAAUGCAUCACUUUGUAUCUUGGAAUUGAAAGUACUAAAUAUAGAGAUCCGUGUUGUAAGAUUGUAAA
Molecule: messenger RNA, 1233 nt
Organism: Mercurialis annua (annual mercury)
Lineage: Eukaryota; Viridiplantae; Streptophyta; Magnoliopsida; Malpighiales; Euphorbiaceae
Product: superoxide dismutase [Fe], chloroplastic
Exons: 8
Coding region: 204-1109 (301 amino acids)
Biological process (GO): superoxide metabolic process
Cellular component (GO): chloroplast nucleoid
Molecular function (GO): superoxide dismutase activity; metal ion binding
Source: RefSeq, a predicted model, not a curated record